UUGAGGGUCCAGUGUGUGUGAGUGAGUGAGUGUGUGUGUGUAGAUCGUGUGUGUAGAUCGUGUGUGUAGAUCGUGUUUAUUAAGAGUAAUUAAUGAAUUAAGAGGUGAUUUAUUCAUUACUAAAGUAUCGAGAGCGGGUGUGAGGAUGAUGAGCAGCUCUGGGAAGAGGAAAGAGGAGCUUCAUGUGCUGAACGGAGGAGUGAAACAGUCCACAUGGACUAAAGCUCUCAGUACUAAAGCAGUGUGGGAGGAGAAGGAUGAGUUUUUAGACGUCAUUUACUGGUUCCGGCAGAUAAUUGCCAUCAUACUGGGAGUAAUAUGGGGCGUCGCGCCACUGAAGGGCUUCCUGGGCAUCGCCAUAUUCUGCAUCCUGAAUGCGGGUGUGCUGUACGUUUACUUCAGCAGCUUUCAGCAGGUGGAUGAGGAGGAGUACGGAGGAACAUGGGAGCUCACCAAAGAAGGGUUCAUGACUUCGUUUGCUUUAUUCCUGGUGGUGUGGAUCAUCUUCUACACGGCUCUGCACUACGACUGAGGACUCGCAGACGGAAGUGCGAGCGGCACCGCGGACGCUCGACGCGCGGCGGCGGCCGGGGCGGACCGCGUCACCCGCGGCGUCGCGGAGCCUCCGCACCCGGGUGCGCCGUGGGUACUCGACUGAGCGACGUUCCUGGAGUUGAAAGCGUCCGGUGCCCCGCCGUGCGUGCCGAUCCCACCCCGCCCCGCUCUCUCUUUCCUUCUGUGUGUUCACCGAGUUCUUUAGAUGUCGAUUUCAUUUCUGUCCGUCUGUAGCUUCUAAUAAUCUCACCCGAUGACGCGGAUGGUUUAGACGCGGUGUAAAUUCUGUAUAGUUUUGCGUUUUAUUCACUGGUAUUGGGACGCCGCGUCUCUCGGUAUUUUAGCCCCGGCUUGGCGACGGGCGGCGCGCGGCUCCGGAUCUGUGCGUUCGGGCCGCGUUUCCCUGAGCGGUCGGAUUACAUUUUGAUGAAAUAAACGUGGCGUUAGACCGAGAUGAACUCUCAGCUCUGAUUUAUUAGCGGUAUUAAAUACACUACAUGGACAAGAAGUAUUGGGACGCCCCUUUUAAUUUUUUGAACGUGUGUGUGUGUGUGUUCGGCCAUAACGAUUGCUAACAGGUGUAAUAAAUGACUUAAUAUAAAA
Molecule: messenger RNA, 1158 nt
Organism: Trichomycterus rosablanca
Lineage: Eukaryota; Metazoa; Chordata; Actinopteri; Siluriformes; Trichomycteridae
Gene: rab5if
Product: RAB5 interacting factor
Exons: 4
Coding region: 146-532 (128 amino acids)
Biological process (GO): mitochondrial respirasome assembly
Source: RefSeq, a predicted model, not a curated record